UAGACAUACAAGGAUAAGCGUGGAAAUCCCUCAUCUCAGCGGAGCACCAUGGAGGAAUUUGCCACGCCACACUACUAUGGAUGCUGCGCACUGUGCAUUUUCCUCCUUUUUCUCGUUCUUGCCGUGGUUGGCGCUAAGCCCGGCACGAUCAAGAAGCUCAGGCCAAAUCUGCCGCCCGGACCGUGGCAGCUGCCGGUAAUCGGCAGCUCCCACUGGCUUCUGAGCAGGCUCCCGCCGCACCGCCGCAUGCGCGACCUUUCCCUCCGCCACGGCCCGAUCAUGCAGCUCAGGAUCUGCGAGCGCGCCGUCGUCGUCGUCUCGUCCGCCGAAGCGGCGGAGGCGGUGUUCCGCGACGCCGCCUUCGAGCAGCGGCCGACCAGCCCGGCGCUCGACGAGCUCUACUCGAGGUACGGCAUGGGGAUCGUCUUCGCGCCCUACGGCGACCACUGGCGGCUGCUGCGGCGGGUCCUCGUGAACGAGCUCCUCAGCGCGCAGCGCGUCGAGUCGUUCAGGCGCAUCCGCGAGCAGGAGGCGGCCCGCCUCGUGUCGUCCCUGCAGCAGGCGGCGGCGUCUGCGCCGGGCCAGCUCGCCAACAUCGACGAGCGGCUCGCCGCGUUCGUCACGGACUCGGCAGUGCGCGCCAUCUUCGGCGACCGGACGAUGCCCGACCGAGCCGCGCUGCUCGAUACAGUCGAGCAGGCUCUGGACUUCUCGUCGCUCUUCGACCUGCGGGACCUGUUCCCAUCGUCGUGGCUGGCGCGGAUGCUGCCGCGCAACGGCAAGGCGGAGCGGAACAGGCUGGCGGUGGUCCGCCUCAUGGAAGGUAUCCUUCGCCUCCACGAGGAGAGGAGGUCAUCAACUGGACAAGCUGACGACGGGCAGGACAUGGUCGACGUGCUGCUGAGGAUCCGGAAUGACGAAGGCGCCAUGGGAUCAAUUUCUCUCACCCACGGAAUCAUCGUCAAUAUGUUAAUGGAUGUGUUCGUGGCAGCAAUCAAGGCAACAACGUGUACUCUCCGAUGGGCCAUGGCGGAACUAAUGGCAAACCCAAGGGUCAUGGAGAAGGUGCAGUCCGAGAUCCAGCGCGUCCUCGCAGGACAGGACAGAGUGCGCGAGGAAGCUCUCAGAGACCUGGGCUACCUCAGAGCAGUCAUCAAGGAGACGUUGCGGCUGCACCCAACUAUCCCGCUAGUCCCUAGGAUCUGCACACAGGACGACCGGAAGAUCCAAGGCUACGAUGUGCCGAAGGGGACAAUACUUGUCGCAAACGUAUGGGCCAUCUCCAGGGACCCCAAGUACUGGCACAGCCGCCGCCAAGACGACGACGACGACCCUGACAAGUUCGUGCCGGAAAGGUUCGAGGCCGCCGAGCAGGCCUUCAGCUUCACGGGGUCAGACCUGGAGUUCAUGCCGUUUGGGGCCGGGCGACGGAUUUGCCCUGGGAUUGCCUUCUCGCAAGCGAACACUGAGAUCGCUCUGGCCAGCCUCCUGUACCAUUUCGACUGGGCGCUGCCGGCCGGGCGAGUCAGGCCGGAGGAACUGGACAUGACGGAUUCGUGUGGGCUUGAAGUGAGGAGGAAUGCUGAGCUGCUUCUACGUCCCAUACCUCGUCGCGUACGUAUUCCACAGCAGGUAGCAGAUGAAAUAUAUAUAGGUUAAGAAAUGUUGAUGAUGAACGCUUAUUUGUCGUAAAAACGUUUAGCAGGCAUGUUGUAGUAUGUCUUUUUUAUGUACGUACGUACUAUAUAUCUCUGUCGUCCGACAAGAAUAAUGUAAUUCUGGAUCUAAUCUAAAUCAUACUGUUACAAUAAAAAAA
Zea mays is the source of this 1816-nucleotide messenger RNA. Its product is annotated as ent-isokaurene C2/C3-hydroxylase. Gene Ontology annotation, molecular function: oxidoreductase activity, acting on paired donors, with incorporation or reduction of molecular oxygen; iron ion binding; heme binding. The record is from RefSeq and is a predicted model, not a curated record. Lineage: Eukaryota; Viridiplantae; Streptophyta; Magnoliopsida; Poales; Poaceae. The transcript has 2 exons. The coding region runs from base 49 to 1659 and encodes 536 amino acids.